Molecule: messenger RNA, 1377 nt
Organism: Ipomoea nil (Japanese morning glory)
Lineage: Eukaryota; Viridiplantae; Streptophyta; Magnoliopsida; Solanales; Convolvulaceae
Product: random slug protein 5-like
Exons: 6
Coding region: 260-1132 (290 amino acids)
Molecular function (GO): phosphatidylinositol transfer activity
Source: RefSeq, a predicted model, not a curated record
UUCUUCCACUACGACAGAAAUCAUACGAAAAUUCGUGAGAAAUUCAUGGAUCCCAUGAGCCCAUGAACGAAACACUUCCCAUAUUUAGUGGUAUAUAUAUGUGAAUGUUACUGCCAAAUGUGUUAAUGUCCGAUUUCAGUAGCGGUGGGAUUUGCAUGGCAGCCUCUUGAAGAAGGAAAAGACUCGCAGCAAAUCAGCUCUCUCUGUCUCCAUUGUCACUAGGUAAAAACUAGAGAAUACCAGUAACACUAUCAUCACCAUGUUCCGUCGUAAAAGUAAUUCUCAUCAUGAGCUGGGGAGUGACGACCAGCUGCGAAAGGUUAAUGAGCUUAGGACUUCUCUUGGGCCGCUAACUGGAAGCAACUUGCAGUACUGUACUGAUGCAUGCUUGAAAAGAUACUUGGUUGCAAGGAACUGGAAUGUAGACAAGUCAAAGAAGAUGUUGGAAGAGACGCUUAAAUGGAGGUCAACUUUUAAACCCGAAGAAAUUCGCUGGCACGAAGUUGCUAUGGAAGGGGAGACAGGAAAGGUCUACAGAGCAAAUUUUCAUGAUUGCCAUGGAAGGACUGUUCUUAUAUUGCGACCGGGAAUGCAGAAUACGACUUCACUAGACAACCAGAUGAAGCAUUUUGUUUAUCUCAUAGAAAAUGCCAUACUUAAUCUUCCAGAAGGUCAAGAGCAAAUGGCAUGGUUGAUAGACUUCACAGGAUGGUCUAUAACCAAUAAUGUUCCAAUUAAAUCUGCUCGGGACACAAUCGGCAUAUUGCAAAACCAUUAUCCAGAAAGACUAGCUGUAGCGUUUUUGUACAGCCCUCCAAGAAUUUUUGAAGCAUUUUGGACGAUGGUCAAAUAUUUUCUGGACCCAAAAACAUUCGAGAAGGUUAAAUUCGUCUACCCAAAGAAGAAGGAUAGCGUGGAAGUGAUGAAAUCUUAUUUCGACAUGGAUAAUCUUCCGAUGGAGUUUGGAGGGAAGGCGACAUUGAACUAUGAUCACGAGGAGUUCUCGAAGCAAAUGGCUCAGGAUGAUGCCAAGGCUGCUAAGUUUUGGGGUUUGGAGAAAAACCAUCCCAUUCCCAUUCCCAGUGGCUUAUUAUCUGUGGCAGAAGCUGCUGCUCCUGUAGCCCCAUCCUGAUGCCUUCCUAAGAUGAAAUAAUGAUGUUACAAAUGUUAGGUGUUAAGGUUUCCUUUGAGUAUUAUUAUAGGAUUAUAACUGCUCCCUAAGAUGCUUUCUAAGGUUUCAUUUGAUCAUUUGAUGGCAGCUGUAGUCCCUUAUACAGUGAUGAUACUGUCUGAUGCUUAUGGCAAAACUGCCAUUUUUAAAGCCUAUAUUUACUCUUGUUAUUUGUUCUUGAGUAAUAAAUUCAGUUCUUCUCUUUC